AUGAACCCACCUCCCGGAGGCUUCCAUCAGGAGUUUGCGGAGGCGAUCCCCGCCCGACGCUGGGACCUUUUCGAGCUGCGCGUCCGCGACAGCGCCGGCAAGGGAACUCUACUGCAGGUUUCUCCUACAGACACUGUUCGGGAGCUGAAGCAACGCUUGGAAGCUGGCUUGGGACACAAGAUGAAAGACCAGCGUCUCCUUUGCCAAGGCGGCUUGAUGGUGGACGAGCGCUCCCUUGGCUCCUAUGAGCUGGACCACAGCUCCGUUGUGACGCUGGUGCCUCACCUACGCUUCAGACAUGGAAGCGGCCACAAUGGCGGCGUGGGGUGGAACAAGAGCCGCGGGCCAGGGAAGGUGAUGCCUUACGACGCCCCACGUGGAUUUCACAUGGCCUGA
Messenger RNA from Symbiodinium natans, 396 nucleotides. The record is from the annotation of a GenBank genome assembly. Lineage: Eukaryota; Dinophyceae; Suessiales; Symbiodiniaceae.